Messenger RNA from Sabethes cyaneus, 3164 nucleotides. It is a transcript of the gene DPCoAC, whose product is annotated as mitochondrial coenzyme A transporter SLC25A42. Lineage: Eukaryota; Metazoa; Arthropoda; Insecta; Diptera; Culicidae. Gene Ontology annotation, biological process: transmembrane transport. The coding region runs from base 1123 to 2289 and encodes 388 amino acids. Gene Ontology annotation, cellular component: mitochondrial inner membrane. The record is from RefSeq and is a predicted model, not a curated record. The transcript has 7 exons.
AAAAGCGAAUCCGCGGUCGUCGUUUCGUGGAUGUUCUUUUAGUUUAGUUUAGUAGCUUAGCUAUACGGUUAAGGUAGGGUCGGGUUCAGUGUCGAACGGAAAAGGAAAAUAAUUUGGCUUGUAGUUGUGAACGGUACGUGACUGACUACCAACCAACCCGGUGGACGUGGAGGAAACCGAAAGUGUGAAUCUGUUUUUUUUUCGGUAGAUUUUCCCAGUUAUUAUUGAAGUGUGUCCCUGUCCGAAGCAGUUAGCGAAUAGUUGCAUAAUCCGUGUGCCAGUUAAUUAGUUUGUUUUUCUCCUAAAGACUCCUGCACAAUUUAUUUGCACGAAACAAAUGUGAUUCUUAGAGACAUCUCAAUUUCCGGAGUGAUUGGAUCAGCAAACGGAUCGGAUUGCUGGCGCUGAUUAUCUAAGAGAUAGCGGAGCUAUUUUCAUUAUAUAGAAGAACCUUGAAAAUUGAAAAUAUUGUUUUUUUCACCCACCACCGAUCCGCCGAGCAAAGGCCCUUCGUCGUUUUAGUCGUUUUUAUCGUGAAGCCGCCCAGCGCUCCGAGAAGGGCAUUGAACGAUACUUAGACUCAGGGUGGUGUCAGCGUCGCGAUGUAAACAACCGCCGCCGUCGUCGUCGUCAUAGCAAGCUUGGAUGCCAACGCACAAACACGCGCAGCGGCAAAUUUUUUUCUGUCAGACUGGUACAAAAAUAAACUCGAGAACAGGACAGGAAGAAAAAAUAUUAUUGGGUCUAAGCGAAAGUCGGAAGAUCAGUUAGUCAGUCAGACAGUACACGAGUUAUAUCAGAAGAGCGCCAACAGCAAAUUUGUCGGUCAAAUUGCGCAAGGUGAUCUUGAAAACACUUAAAUACAAACGGAAGAACAGGAAAAAAACCGGUCGGCGCGUGUUGACGAUCAGCGCCGCGAAGAAGAAUGCCAGCGCAAAGAAAGUGAUAAAAGAUAAUACAAAUUAAUUGGCGUUGCAAUUAUUGCAAUUAUAACUGUACUACUACCGUCGACAGCGGGCGAGCGACAGAUCGGGGUGUGAGGUUCGUUCGGGGGAAAAAUACUGGAACGGGUUCAUUCUCUCUAAAGGAGUCCACUGAACCCGACCAACGCGAUAUCACGAGAUGGCCAAUCUAAAUGGCCGCCUGUUCGGUGGAGGAGGCGCAGCUGAGGCGGCUGCCGUUGUCGCUGUCGCUGGCACUUCCGGUGGUACAACACCGAUGGGACUGAGCCACGAUAAAGUCCCGCUGCGGGACAGGACUGAUAAGAGUGACGAAUUCAACGCACCAAAAGCAUUGUCCUCGCCGUCGCCAUCGGCGGUGACGGGCAGCAGGAGCACAAAAUCAGCCUCGGGCACAACAAACCAGCAAACGCAGCAACAGCAGCGAUUGAACAACCGAGAUGUAGUCAUCACCAGUCUGAUUGCGGGAGCAAUCGCCGGUGCCCUGGCCAAAACGACAAUCGCUCCGCUGGAUCGCACCAAAAUUAACUUUCAGAUCAACAAACAUAUUCCGUACACCUUCGCAGCGGCUAUGCGCUUCCUGCGGGACACCUACACCAAAGAAGGCUUCGUUGCCCUCUGGCGAGGCAACUCAGCCACGAUGGCACGCAUCAUUCCCUACUCGGCGAUUCAGUUCACCUCGCACGAGCAGUACAGGAAGCUGCUGCACGUCGACGUACACAGCGACACCGAAGUGCGUCGCUUUCUGGCCGGGUCGCUGGCGGGCAUAACGUCACAAUCGCUGACCUACCCGCUGGAUUUGGCCCGCGCACGGAUGGCCGUAACGGAUAAGUACUCCGGCUACAAGUCGCUCCGGGAGGUGUUCGUUAAAAUCUGCCAGUGCGAGGGCCCCCGGACGCUGUACCGGGGCUACUGGGCGACCAUCCUGGGCGUCAUCCCGUACGCCGGGAUGUCCUUCUUUACCUACGAUACUCUCAAGAACGAAUACUACAAGCACACGGGCGACCGAAGUCCCAACACUGUGAUAUCGCUGAUGUUCGGCGCUGCGGCCGGUAUGAUCGGCCAGUCCUCCAGCUACCCGCUGGACAUCGUCCGGCGGCGAAUGCAAACGACCGGUGUUACGAAGCACUGCGCCGAUCGGUACCUAACCAUCGGGACGACACUGGUCAAAAUCUAUCGCGAGGAGGGUCUGAUCCGGGGUUUCUACAAGGGUCUCAGUAUGAACUGGAUCAAGGGUCCGAUCGCGGUCGGUAUCAGCUUCGCCACGUACGACCACAUUCGGCAUCUGUUGCGCGAGAUUAUCCACCUGCAGGGUGGCGACGAGAGGUAGGAAAGCCACCGCGACCAAGACCACGACCGUCGUCAAACUAGAAUCUAUACACCGGAAUCUGUGUCGUACUGUAGCGUAGCGCAGGCAGAAGAAAGCAUUUCCCCCAGGUGAGAGCUCAGUUGAGAUGAGAUGAGUGAGAUUAUUGAUUUGUUCGGACACGUGAUACCAUGGGCCGCAUGUGAUGCGGAUGUUGCGCACGGGAAGGAUUGAACGUUGAACUUGGUCGCCGCCACCGCCGGCGGCGGUAAUUUAUUGUUGUUUGUUUUGUCAGUCAGUCAGUCAAUUGAUCAAUCUACUAAGAACGGUGCAAUUAAUUGUAAACAGGCAAGUGUGCGCGGUAAAAAAGAAUUAACGGUUGAAAGGGCAGACGGGAAAAGCAGUACGGUUGAAAGCAACAAUUAGGAGUGAAAAGUAGAAAGCCACUUUUUGAAAUGUUUUGAUUAGUUCAUCUUUUAUUAGUUUUUAUUUUAAAGCUGCCUUCUUUCCGCGCGUUAACGCGGAAGGAUCGCCACGAAAGUUCCUUCGGCAAAACCACCCAAACUCGAAAAUGAGGAGAGAAAAAAUUGUAAAGUAAACAUUGACAAGAGUCUGAAUUGAAUGACAAUAAAUUUCUACACAGUCAGUCAUUGGAGUGUCCAAUAUUUUAUACGAACGUGUCAUUUUUGUUUCUGUUUUGAAUCGUUAUGUUUGUUGUGAAACACAAAAAAGUAAAAUUUGAACACUAUUGUGUUGUUGGUAAUAUUUACAACCAACCAGCGCGUGAAUGCGGAUCUGUGUAACAGAACGAACUUAUAGGUUUAUGCUAUUGCUUUAAGUUGGUAGUCACGGAAGUUUGUGAAGCUUCUUCGAAUUAACAAACAGAACUAGGAUUUAUG